CUGUUCCACAAUGAAGUUCCUGGAAAUAUCCACUUCCCUAAUUUCGCUCCUCCCGGUCCUAGCGACAGCAGCCCCCGUCUCUGACCAUCUCGAAGGCACCGGCCUCGAGAAGCGACGAUCGGCCCAAACAUGCAAGAUCAUCAACGUCGACCACACCGUCAACUGCCGCUACGAGCCGUAUCUUGAUGCCGGGGAGAUAUUUGGCUUUCCCAAGGGCGAGAAGCGCACGUUUGGUUGCUACAAGAAGGGGGAUUGCUAUAGUGGUGUCUGUACAUGGGAUCAAAUCACGUAUCUUGGAACGACUUGCUAUGUGAAUGGGUACUUUACUGAUAGUAAUUGCUCGAGCAAAAAGCUUCCCGAGUGUUAGAUCUCCAUUAUAUAUAUUAUAUCUACAUAUAUAAGUACACCAAUAAAGGCGUUCAGUUUGGUUCUUGGAUGUAUACCAAGUUUCAGCAGUUUAAAAUAGCAAGUCC
Molecule: messenger RNA, 473 nt
Organism: Aspergillus versicolor CBS 583.65
Lineage: Eukaryota; Fungi; Ascomycota; Eurotiomycetes; Eurotiales; Aspergillaceae
Product: putative MBL2-like secreted peptide
Exons: 3
Coding region: 11-367 (118 amino acids)
Source: RefSeq, a predicted model, not a curated record